GAGACACCCAACUUCCCACUUCAACUUCAGAUGAACAUCCCAAGAUAUUAAUGUGAACAUCAUGUCCACUUACACCGAGUCUAUUGUUAGCACGCACACAGCAGAUCGACCGGCGCUUCAGCUUACCGGUGGCUCGGGUAUAAACGAGACUCCGAAAUGGCUGGUCGAGCUAUCGACCAAAGGAUGGACAGUCGUCCAUGAGACUAUUCCCAAGGUUAAGGCUCUCGAAUACGCCGACAAGGCUUACGACUGGCUUGAGAGUUGGAAUCUCGGGUUUGACCGUAACGAUCCAUCGACCCGGAAGGCGAGUAAUCUUCCAUAUCAUAUACGGGGUGGAUUGUAUAAUGCGUACGGCAUCGGCCACGAGCAGUUCGUCUGGGACUUGAAAUCCGAGCCUGGGCUUGUUGAGAAAUGGGAACAGAUCUGGGGGACGAGCGACUUACUUGUUUCUUUUGACGGGAUAAACCUCUCCAUGCCAGAAAAAGAGCGCCCCAAGACAGACCCGGUCUUCGCCCCGUGGUCCCACGUCGACCAGUCACCAUUCAACACCCGGUUCGACACUGUCCAGGGCAUUCUAAACCUACUCCCCAACGGCCCCGAAGACGGCGGACUCAUGAUCCUCGAAGGCUCCAGCUCCUUCUACAGCGAACUCUGGCAGCGCUUCGACCAUAAACAGGGCGACGGCUGGAACAAGUCCGCGUUCCAGUUUGUGGAUGAGGAAAUGUGCCAGUGGCUUGAGUCGAAGGGGUGUAAGUGGACUAAGGUGUGCGCGCAGCCUGGUGAUUUGUUACUCUGGGAUUCGCGAACUAUACAUUAUGGUGCGGCGCCAUCAUCGACUAAUGACCGCUUCGCUGCUUACGUCUGCUAUAAGCCAGCGUCCAGUGUCUCCGAUGAAGCAAAGAAAGUGCGAAUCGAGGCGUUCAACUCGAAGAAGAACACUACUCACGAUCCAGCGAAUUUCCGCAUACGGGACCGCCAGCCUCCAUCUGAUCACCCAUCGUAUGAAGAAGCUGUCAAGAGACCGCUCCAGGACCCGGUGUUGUCUAAAAGGGCGAGGGAGUUGAUUGGACUGGACGCUUAGAAUGGUAGUUUACAGAUAUUCUAGGAAUACUGAGAAUGAAUUUAAAGUUGCCGA
Molecule: messenger RNA, 1135 nt
Organism: Aspergillus versicolor CBS 583.65
Lineage: Eukaryota; Fungi; Ascomycota; Eurotiomycetes; Eurotiales; Aspergillaceae
Exons: 6
Coding region: 62-1081 (339 amino acids)
Source: RefSeq, a predicted model, not a curated record